AUGCUUAGGAAUUUUGUUGGGAGGAUACAAAAGGGUCUUUCACUGUUUGUAGCAAGAAGGCCUGCUGCAUUCAGCUACUUCAGUGAAGAUCGUGCCACAACCGCGGCACCGGAUGAUGUUAAGGAAGGCUAUUUUGCUGUUCAUGCAAUUAAGGGUGAGGAAACCAAGAGGUUUAUUGUUGGGUUAGAUUACUUGAAUGAUCCUGCAUUCUUGGGACUUCUGGACCAAGCUCAAGAAGAGUUUGGUUUCAGGCAAAAGGGAGCUCUUGUACUCCCUUGUUGCCCUCAAGAGUUACAGAAGAUUCUAAAUGGUCCCAAAGCAUAG
Glycine soja is the source of this 324-nucleotide messenger RNA. Its product is annotated as auxin-induced protein X15-like. Gene Ontology annotation, biological process: response to auxin. The transcript has a single exon. Bases 1 to 324 code for a protein of 107 amino acids. NCBI's taxonomy places the organism in Eukaryota, Viridiplantae, Streptophyta, Magnoliopsida, Fabales, Fabaceae. The record is from RefSeq and is a predicted model, not a curated record.